This is a messenger RNA of Aspergillus steynii IBT 23096, 443 nucleotides long. RefSeq lists its product as uncharacterized. NCBI's taxonomy places the organism in Eukaryota, Fungi, Ascomycota, Eurotiomycetes, Eurotiales, Aspergillaceae. The transcript has a single exon. The coding region runs from base 168 to 404 and encodes 78 amino acids. The record is from RefSeq and is a predicted model, not a curated record.
CCCCCGGGGCCGACAUGCCCGUCAGGCCUCCCUCCUAAGCACCUACUCCCGACCUACCUACCUACUUACCAAGCCCGGGUAACCCGACGCCCCCAAAAUGUAACCCCAUCCAAUGACACCAGGGCAAGGCUCAUGAUCUGAACCCCUUUCCAGAGCGAUCACCGACCAUGGCGUUCGCCACCAGGUCACCUACAUCCUCACACACGGGCAACUGCAUGCCAAAUCGAACGGCCUCGCCGACCCUGCGCCCUAGCCGGCCUCCCAGUGAACGCACUUAUCUCGUACAUACACAAAGCCUGGAACCCUCGGGAGACCGCGAUCGAUCCGAUCCAGCCGCGUCCUGUGGCGUGUCACACGAGCAGAGAACAUAUCGAGUGUCCCAAGCAUGCAGGGAUGACAGCUAAGAGAAAACUCUGCGGGCUAAGACUUCUUGGACGCUGGGC